This is a messenger RNA of Parnassius mnemosyne (clouded apollo), 6051 nucleotides long. NCBI's taxonomy places the organism in Eukaryota, Metazoa, Arthropoda, Insecta, Lepidoptera, Papilionidae. The record is from the annotation of a GenBank genome assembly.
ACAUUUUAAAGUGGGACUCGUAGUGUUUCUAUAUAGUUUGUGGUGGGACUUGAUUAAAUAGAAAAAGGCAUUGAGAUAAAUGUACUACGAAGCACAUUCCUUAUAGACAUGUCACUGCCAGAUGAUUCAAAAUAUGUGGUCAAAACUGAAGAAGGCCCUGUAUGUGGAUAUAUUGAUAAAGUUGAUGGAAAAUCUUAUUACAAAUUCAAGAAAAUUCCAUAUGCUAGACCACCUAUUGGAAGCUUGAGGUUUCUGCCUCCUUUACCCAUUAAACCUUGGGAUGAAGAAUUAGAUUGCACUCAAGAUGCGCCACUACCAUUCAGCUAUUUCGUGAAUAAUCAAAUAGUUGGUUCAGAAGACUGUCUUUAUAUUGAAAUUUGUACGCCUAAAAUUUGCACUGACAAACUCUUACCCGUUAUGUUCUGGAUUGGGGGUUUUAGUUUUAUUUGCUACAUGGACUCAAUAUUAGAUCCGAAAUUAAUAGUUGAGCAGGAUAUAGUAUUUGUAAGGUGUGGAUAUCGAAUGGGACCAUUUGGAUUUCUAUCCAUUAAUGAGUUCGUAGCACCAGGUAACAAUGGCUUGAAAGAUAUUGUAAUGGCUUUGCAAUGGAUUCAGAGAAAUAUUAGAGCUUUCGGUGGAGAUCCUGAUAAUGUUACAAUAUUUGGCAUAAGUUCUGGUGCGUCCCUAGUUCACUAUAUGAUGUUAUCGCCAAUGGCAUCAGGUCUUUUUCAUAAAGCUAUCAUUCAAAGUGCCAGUGCAAUAAAUAACUGGUCUUUAGAGAAAAAUCCAACACAGCCUGUAAUCAAAUUAGCCAAAGAAUUAAAAAUCACGAAAACAGAUAUUGUUGAAAUUGUUAAAGAGUUAAAAAAUGUACCACCUAUGGAUAUUAUGAAAGCUUGUAUUGAACUAAUAAAAGAGUUACAGUUUGGUGAGAGUGUUACAUUUGAUUCCCUUUUUAAACCCUGUAUAGAGAACGAGUUUGAAAGUAUACCAAUAUUUCUUUCUAAAAGUCCCGCUGUUAUUCUCAAAUCUGGUGUGGUUAAUAAAGUGCCAUUUAUAAUCGGUGUCAACAAUGCCGAAGCCUCUGUAUUAGACUACUUAAAAGGAAUUUUUUUUGACAAUUAUGAAAGAAAAAAUGAAAAUGUCAACCUUCUGGUACCAAAAUCUAUAGCCAAUGAAACAUUAUCGAACAAAAUAAGUCAGAAGAUAUUGGAUUUUUAUUUGGAUGGUGAACAAACUUUUCGAGAAGAUUCAAAACAACAAUAUGUUCAGAUGAUGAGUGACUAUUAUUUCCUAUAUAACGUGAAUAAAACUAUUAGAAUACAAAAACAGAUGGCACCGGAAUGUCCUUUAUAUUAUUAUAUUAUUAAUUAUGGCGGCGAAUGGUCGGUUCCAAAGAUGUUGGACUUCUUUAAUAAUUCUGGACACGCAGCAGAAAUUCCCUUCUUAUUUUCAGUAAUUUUACCAGACGGAAGUUUAUGCAAAGGUAGUCGAGAUUCAAUGAUAACAAGGUGCAGAAUAAUAAAAAUGUGGACGAAUUUUGCUAAAUAUGGGAACCCCACGCCGGAAGAAAAUGAUCCGCUUCUAAAAAUAACAUGGGAUCCAGUGACUAGUAAAGAUGAACUUAAUUACCUGAGUAUAAGUCCAAAUUUGACGAAAGGCGUAAAUCCUUUUCACGAAAGAAUGUCAUUCUGGGAACAACUGCACAAGGAAAAUAAAUUUCUUCGAGUAGUUGCCCACUUAGAUGAUAUUGGCGUGUUUUGGUAAUCUAGAACGAUGUGUGAAGAAUUAAAUGUGUGUUCUCAAUGCCAAUAAUUUUAAACUCAUCAAGGUCGUAAUUUCGAUACCAAACUUGUGAUAUAAUGUAAAGCGAUAUACAAUGAAAGAUAUACCUCAGUAGUAUGUUAUAUUUUAUAAUAUUUUUCACAUAGCAUAAGGUGACGUCUUUUUUUUUUUUUUUUUUUAUAGAAUAGGGGGCAAACGAGCAUGCGGCUCACCUGAUGUUAAGUGACUACCGCCGCCCAUGAACAAUCGCAACACCAGGGGAAUUGCAUAUGCGUUGCCGGCCUUUUAGAAAGGUGUAAGCUCUUUUCUUGAAGGUUCCUAAGUCGUAUCGGUUCGGAAAAUUCGCUGGUGGUAAUUGAUUCCACAAAGAAGUUGUGCGAGGGAGAAAACUUCUUCUAAAUCGCACAGUGGUGGACCGCCAAUCAUCCAGAUGGUAUGGAUGGUAACGCGAGUUUUGUCGCGACGUGCGAUGGUGAAAUUGAGCGGCUGGAAUUAGUCCGAACAAUUCCUCAGAGCACUCCCCGUGAUAGAUGCGAUAAAAUACGCAAAGAGAUGCAACAUCUCUACGCAGUGCCAGUGUAUCGAGCCGAUCGGAAAGAACUCGGUCGUCGACGAUUCGAAUCGCUCUGCGCUGGAUGCGGUCAAGUGGAAGGAGCUGGCACUGGGGUGCCCCGGCCCAGAGAUGAGAACAGUAUUCCAUGUGGGGCCGAACUUGCGCUUUGUAAAGUUGCAAGCGAUGUGCCGGCAUGAAAUACUGUCUCGCUCUGCUGAGCACGCCAAGCUUUUUAGAGGCCAAUUUGGCCUACCCUUCCAAGUGACCACGAAACUGCACGCUAUUCGAUAUGUCGACGCCAAGGAUUCCGAUACUGGCUGAGGCAGCAAGGGGAGUGCCUUGAAACUGAGGAGAUACGACAAAGGGGUUCUUUUUAGCGGUAAACGCGCAAACUUGUGUCUUCUGGGGAUUGAACUGGACUAGAUUUAGUCGGCCCCAAUCCGAGACUUUGUUAAGCAAAGACUCGACUUCAGACACAAGUUUGUCCCGGUACUCGGCGACGUUUUCCCGAGAAAUAUUGGCACGGCCGGUAUAUAAGGCAUCCCCAGUGCUGUCGUCUGCAUAGCAAUGAAUGCUACCAGUUAGCAACAUAUCAUUGAUAUGCAGGAGAAACAGCGUUGGUGAUAGCACGCAGCCUUGUGGAACACCAGCGUUGAUAGGCUUGUAAUCAGAGCAUGCACCGUCUACUACGACCUUGAUGCUCCGAUCAGCAAGGAAACUGGUGAUCCAUUUGCACAAUUUCUCGGGAAGCCCAUAGGAAGGAAGCUUCGAAAGAAGCGCCUUGUGCCAGACCCGAUCGAAGGCCUUCGCUAUGUCCGAACUAACGGCCAAUGCCUCCCCCUUGGACUCUACUGCCUCCGCCCAUCUAUGAGUUAAGUAAACUAAAAGAUCACCUGCUGAUCGACCCCGACGAAAACCGUACUGACGGUCACUGAUCAGCUGGUGAUCCUCAAGGUACCUCAUGAGCUGGCAGUUUAUAAUGGAUUCCAUUAUUUUGGAGAACAAGGAGGUGAUGGCGAUAGGCCUGUAGUUGGACGGGUCUGAGCGGUCGCCUUUUUUAGGGAUCGGGUGGACCAAAGCUGUCUUCCAUGAAUUCGGGACUACGCCUUGGGAGUAGGAGUACCGGAAAAGACGCGUUAAAACCGGUGCCAACUCCGGAGCACACGUCUUCAGCACAAUGGGAGGGACUCCAUCGGGCCCACUCGACUUGCUGACGUCCAGGGAGAAGAGUGCUUUGCGAACCGAGCGCUGUGUAAAUCGCACAUCCGGCAUGGAGCACUCACAUCGCGGGAUGGUCGGCGGUGUGUUCCCCCCGUCAUCUAGAGUCGAGUUGGACGCAAAAAGAGAGCACAACAGAUCGGCAGAAUAAAUAAUAGUACUACGUACAGAAGUUGCACUCUUUUGGUGUUGACUGCUUGUCGACGUUUUAAUAGCCUGCAUAGUUAUUAUUAAUCAGAUAAAUCGUGCACGCAAGUUAAAUUAAACUUUAUCGCUGCGCGCGAGUAUUACUUUUCAUCUUUUCUCCUUCUACGACACAACGGACUUUCCGUGGUUAUUGAGGACUGUUAAUAAAGAGUAUAAAAAUACCUACAUUGUGAAAUUGUAAGUAAGUUACUUAGGUAAAGUACCUAUUCCGACUAUGAUCGUCCAUAUUUCCGCUACUAUGUGAGUUCUGUAAUACCCAACACAUGCAACUUGUAAGGCCAUUCGUCGGGAAUCGCGAUUUUAUGUCUCGUAAGAAAUAAGUAGAUAGUGUAAACAACAAAUAAACCCGAAAUACGAAUCCUAAUAGAAAUGUGGUCGUUAUCUACUUAGUUAAAAUAGUGAAGUAAAUUUCAACUAAGUUUUGUAAUAAAGUACUGAGGUAUUACUUCUGUAGUUAAAUUAUUACUUAAUUCUUUUUUUCGCUAUAAGUACCUAUCUAACAAAAAAAACAACACAUUUCAUUAUCCUUCGGUAACAUAAAAAAUGAUAUAUCUGAAUCAUUCGCUUUGCUCAUUAGGUAUCAAUCCCCUUCCCCACAGUAAUUAUAGUAGGACGUUUUGCCAUUAUCAUUGAAAUAGAUAGGUAAUAUACAUGUAUAUUAUUCUUAUAUUACAUUAAAUCUUUUUCAACUAUUUUAUCCUACAAUUAAAUAUACUAAACACUUAACAAAAACUAGUCAUAAUAACAAUUAAAAGAAUAUGAUGAUACGUCAAAAGUGCGUUCUACCUCUGAUCCCUUCGAUAUGCGGCGUUUUACGACAAUGCAGUGUUAUUCAUUUACCACCCUUACUUGAAUAACAUUUUUUUAAACAUUGCCUUUUAUAACCACUAAAUUACUAAAUCAACUUUAAUUAGGAAUAUCUAAUUAUUUAUUAAUCAAGUUGGCACAGUGACUAAAGUAUUUCUGUACUAGCUGGCCAGGCAAACUUCGUUCUGCCCUUUCCGACCACUCACUAUCCUUUAAUUUUUUUUUAAAUUCGCAAUAAAAAUAUUGAGGGUCACUUGUCGGGAUAAAAACUAUUCUAUACGGAGUUCAUCGCGGACAAACAAUGUGACACGUAAUUUUCAUAUAUAAAGAUAAUUUCUAUCACAGUCUUACUCAGUUAACAUUUAGUAACAAUGUAACCAAGUAGUUCAACACAAAGUUUGGAAAUGACUACCUCUAUAAAUUACGGUGGGUAGACAGACAUUUUCCUAAGUCAUUUUGGAACUUAUGUUAUUGUACCUAUUUAACCAUGAAAAAUACUAAUAAGAAAACGAGAAUCAAUCAACCCAUCUCGUCCCGUAUUGUUAUAAGAGGUGACAUAUGGACACAUCCUGAACCCAGAUGAUCUUGUGGUUACGUCUGAUAACUAUGAUAUGGUGAUAGAUGACGAAAUAAUCAUCUCGUAUAUGUUCGUAAAUACCAUAUGCCAAAUAUCCAGACCAACGAAUGCAGAAGGCGAGCAGCGUCAAAGGUGCGAGACUUCUAGUAUUGCGAUUGCCCAACGUGUACCUACAUUAUGAAGAACCCUGCCAAACUGUAUACGACCACAUUGUGCAAUUUACUGAUGUGUGAUGGUUUACAAGGACAAAGAAAAAGAGUAAGAAGGCAAAUGAUUAUUUACUAUUUGUUUUUAAUCCAGAAACAUUUGGGACGCAGGUUUUAUCGAACGCGGUGUUUUGUGUGGUGUUGUUUUCCAUGGACUUCAUAGAUCAUAGGAGUAGAUAAAGAAGCCGAAGUUAUUUUUUUUAUACUGGAAACGGCGACAAAAUAGCACAUAGUCCUCCUUAAAAUAAAUAAAUUACACUGCAUAGCGCGAAAUACCGAAGGGGCUAGAGAAUAGAUAGAGACAAGCUUGACACAUUAUUUAUUUUGUUAAUACGACCGAGAGAAAUUAUACGUAGUUAGCAAGAUUUUUUUUUUUCAUUCACUUUCAAGGGCUAGUAAUGAAAUAACCGCUCAGACUAACUUUAUAUAGUUUGCUUGAUAAACUAACUGUAUCAAUCUAUUAAAAACAGAAAAAGGACCGUUAUUUGUUUGAGUUUGAGGGGCUUAAAAACACGCGUGGUACUUUUAUUUAUUCUGUGGUAUUGGGAACACGUGAGAAGUUUGAUAAGGCUGUGACAGAUAUUUCCACAAAGAUUCCAAGAAGAUAUUUCGGUUACUUAUUUACAUAUGUUUGUUAUCCUGUUUGUUUUGUUUAAUUGUUAUGUUAUUGUUUUCGAUAUUAUAAUUACCUGAUGUAU